Molecule: messenger RNA, 426 nt
Organism: Pseudopodoces humilis (Tibetan ground-tit)
Lineage: Eukaryota; Metazoa; Chordata; Aves; Passeriformes; Paridae
Product: ovomucoid-like
Molecular function (GO): serine-type endopeptidase inhibitor activity; protein binding
Source: RefSeq, a predicted model, not a curated record
UGUGUUUCCUGAGCAAAAGCCAAGCUCUGCUGCUCACAGCUCAUCCAGCCACCAUGAAGACCACAGGGCUGCUGCUGCUGCUCUCUCUGGCCCUGUUCUGCAUCUCAGUUCCAGCUACUGAUGCGCUGCAGGCUGCAUCCAUCUACUGCAGGAACCAGAGGACUCUGAGGAAUAUGUGUUCCAUGGAGUAUAUGCCCCACUGCGGCUCUGAUGGUGUCACGUACCCCAACAAAUGCAUGUUCUGCAAUGCAUACCUGAGAAGCCGUGGAGAUCUUGGUUUGAGAUCUCUUAAUGCCUGUUAAGUUCUCAACGGGAUUCAACUGAGAAAGCUGGUGAUGUUCCCCAUGGCAGAUGACUUCCUAAACCCUUGACCCGACCCUUGAAAACCUCUUAUCAAUCCUGAAACCCCUGCUAAUAAAAAAAAAA